AGGAUCGAGCCGCAGCACUUCGGGCUGCGUUCUACGAGCCUCACCAACCCACUACUUCCCUUUCAUGUCUUUAUAUUACUACCACUACUAAAAUGGCAUUCGCCGAUCCUCGUACAUACAGCUGCCCCUCUUACUAUCGUGCGGUAUCCUGCCGCGCAAGACGGGUGGCGGUGGCUUUCGUGCUAUGUUUCCAGCAUUGUUCGAUGUCGCGUGCUGCGGGAGACAACAUGUCAGGCAGCACAAAGUUGCAGGAGUGUGGAAGUGGCGGAUGUUUAGAUGUGUUCAUGGUGCAGACAUCAGCAAAAGUGUCGUUCGAGGCACGAACAAAUUCUCGUGGCAGACAUGGUCAACGCGGCUCGCGCAACAACAGAACAGUGGCGCCAAUGUCUGCGUCGACGCAAGCACGGAGGACGCCAAAUGUAUCAACGACGACACCACUAUCAGCACCAACAACAUGUGUUGAUACAGACAAUGGGGCCACCAACAGGUUCGGAAACUCAUGUGCGAUCUACUCUUACGAUCUUGAAAACCCAUUUAUCAGUAUCUGUCUGGACCCUUACUAUGACGAUGAUGACUUCAGCUCGUCAAUGUGCUGCGAGUGUCCAGAGGAGUGUCCUGAAACAGAGGUAGUCACCCACCCGAGAGGUUGUGAGGAUUGGGUUGAUUUUCUUACUGAUCGGGCUCACUCUAAUCUGGGUGGCUUGGGUCCUGACUACACGGCGCCCAGGGAGCUCAGAUAUUAUGGAGUCGGGCAACUUCCAGAUGGGGUCAUUUUCGAUUUAGUCUACACCAAUGUAACCACCUAUACCCCGAGAAGCACCGAUUGGAAUGGAGUUGUUGGAGGCAUGGCGAACAUCAACCUUCUUGUUGGGGAGGCCGCAGUUUUCAGGGCAGAGUUUGUGAGGAACCACACCUUCUGCCCUGUUGUCCCCACUCGGCCAAAGUUAACUUUCUGCGACAUUGACCAUCAUAUUGAAGGUGAAAACGAAGUCAUAGUGCUCGACGGCGUCAGCGCUGUCUACACGGUCGAAGAUGGAAUCGAAUUUGACAUGGAGUUCUUCCAGUAUGGGUCUUCCACAGGCGACAGCCCCCUACCCUUACCCUCCUACGUGAUAGAGACGAUCCAAUCAUCAGUUCCGGGCCGGAAGGCCAAGAAGUAUACCAUCCCUUCAGGCGGCAAGUUUGGGAUCAUGACAAUCUCGCGCAUGUUCGGCCACGGCUGUGACAAUCCAUUGGGCCCAGACGAGUUAACCAAUAUCACUUGUCCAGCAGAUGAUGCCGACCCCGUGGACCAAGCGAAGCGUUGCUUCAUGGCUGAGUUCGCAGACACGAGCGAGUUCGAAAUCGGGAUCAGAAUCUCCGACCCCUACCCCGACGGCCAUUUUCAUGAGUGGGGUCGUAAUUACGGCCUGGGCGGGACGUCCAAGUUCUUCGCUGAAGAAGGGUCCUUCACGUGCGCUCAAGAUUACUUCGACAGUUUUCGAACACCUGCGCCAACCGCUGCGCCAACAACCUCGCCAACGGCACAUCCAACCUUCUCUCCGACCGCCGCUCCCACAGGUUCCCCGACGGCAGCACCCACAGCGGGGCCGACGGCCAACCCGCCAGGUGCACCAACGGUUGUGCCUUCAGCAUCGCCCACGACUGCGCCGACGGAGGCUCCCACAGCGACGCCAACAGCUGGGACCACGGCGUCGCCAACGACAGCACCCACAGCGGAGUCGACGGCCACUCCGACGGCGUCACCAACGCCCAUCCCCACGGUUCCACCAGACGAAGGUGGUACUGGUAAUUUUUUCAAUCCAGGUGUACCGACAGCUUCCCCAACAGGUGCACCAACGGUUGCCCCUACGGCAUCGCCUACGACUGCUCCGACGGAGGCUCCCACAGAGGCACCGGCAGGUGUGCCCACAGCCUCGCCAACGGCAGCGCCAGGAACGGGGCCGACGGCUACCCCGACAGGUACACCGACGGUGGCCCCAACGGAGCCACCCUUGACUGCUCCGACGGGGGCUCCCACAGAGGCACCAGCAGGUGUGCCCACAGCCUCGCCAACGGCAGCGCCAGGAACGGGGCCGACGGCCACCCCGACAGAUACACCGGCGGAGGCUCCCACAGCGGCACCAGCAGUGGUGCCCACGGCGUCGCCAACGUCAGCGCCUGGAACGGGGCCGACGGCCACCCCAACAGGUGUACCGACGGCUAUCCCUACGGCAUCGCCUGCGACUGCUCCGACGGGGGCUCCCACAGAGGCACCAAUAGGUGUGCCCACAGCCUCGCCAACGGCAGCGCCAGGAACGGGGCCGACGGCCACCCCGACAGAUACACCGACGGAGGCUCCCACAGCGGCACCAGCAGGUGCGCCCACGGCGUCGCCAACGUCAGCACCUGGAACGGGGCCGACGGCCACCCCAACAGGUGUACCGACGGCUAUCCCUACGGCAUCGCCUGCGACUGCUCCGACGGGGGCUCCCACAGAGGCACCAGCAAGUGUGCCCACAGCCUCGCCAACGGCAGCGCCAGGAACGGGGCCGACGGCUACCCCGACAGGUGCACCGACAGUGGCCCCAACGGAACCAUUGGCGACUGUUCCGACGGAGGCUCCCACAGCGGCGCCAGCGGGUGUGCCCACGGCGUCACCAACGGCAGCACCCACAGAGGCACCAACAUUGUCUGCAGUUGGCGACCCGCACCUGGUCAAUGUGCACGGCCAGCACUUCGACGUGAUGAAGUCUGGCGUCCACGUCCUUCUGCAUGUGCCCUUCAAGGCGCGUCCAUCUCAAGUGCUCCUCCUUGUGCAAGCUGAUGCCCAGCGGGUAGGGGGCGCUUGCGCAGAUACGUAUUUCAUGAGCGUCAACAUGACGGGGAAAUGGGUAGCAUCCAGAGUCCACGCGCUCGGGUUGGUUGGCGGUGGCCUCUCUUUCAGCGCAGGCACUGGGGCCGUCCACACGGGCUCGAAGUGGAUGUCGUUCGGGAAGGUGAGUCUGAAGGUAGUACAUGGCCGCACCAAAACAGGCGUAGCGUACCUGAAUUUCUUCGCUCGCAAUUUGCGUCACGCGGGCUACGUCGUGGGAGGACUCCUCGGAGAGGACGACCACGAAGAGGCGGCCACCGUGAGCAACGCUUGCAAGAGUGUGAUCGACAUCUAGGCGUGCGCAUCGCUUGACGCUUUCCUAUUCGUUCCCACAAUACGUGUGCCGCA
Prorocentrum cordatum is the source of this 3202-nucleotide messenger RNA. The record is from the annotation of a GenBank genome assembly. Lineage: Eukaryota; Dinophyceae; Prorocentrales; Prorocentraceae.